Messenger RNA from Bradysia coprophila, 2088 nucleotides. Its product is annotated as serendipity locus protein alpha-like. The record is from RefSeq and is a predicted model, not a curated record. Gene Ontology annotation, cellular component: cytoplasm; catenin complex; membrane. Gene Ontology annotation, molecular function: beta-catenin binding; actin filament binding. Gene Ontology annotation, biological process: cell-cell adhesion; cellularization; cell migration. Lineage: Eukaryota; Metazoa; Arthropoda; Insecta; Diptera; Sciaridae.
UUAUAUUCACCUCUACUCCCUCUACCGCCUCUUCGUGCUCUCAAUUCAAAUAAAAAUAAACGUCUUCGGAAUUUGUUUACAAUUGCUACAUUCGAAAUCUAAAAUAUAUUUGAGUAAAUUUGGCAAGAACAAUCAGUAUGGACCUAGACAGUCUAAUAACAAAAUGUGAAAAUGAAUUGUACCUGGGGUUUACUUAUGUGGAAUCCAGUGGACUUAAUUGGUUGAAUAAAGUUUGUGCUGAACUAUCAUCCAUCUGUCGCUGCCUUCAGCAAUCACUUGCAUCAAAAACAAAUAAAAAUCCAAACGCCAUCGAAACAUCAUUGCUCUGUACAUCACAAAUUGUUUGCUGCAUUAAAUACCUCGAAAAGGCUUUAACAAUCGAAGAGAAGGACAAAAUUGUGCUGGCGCCAACUCGUCAGUUUUUCUUGGAUCGUAUUAUGUGGUGUCUUUCACACAUUAAAACGAUUAGUGAUUCGUGCACAGUCACCGACACCAAUUUUGUUCAUUUGAUGGACGUGGCUUUGGAUUUACUAGCUCCACUAACAUUAUUUGGUUCAGAGUCGAACACGACGAACAUUGCCGAGCACCAUGCUGAGGCGUCCAUUGAAAGUGGUAAAAUUCGCUCAGUUGUGGACUCAAUCAUUGGUCAGGUCUUGAAUUUCGUUAAUGUUACUUCGGAUGAUGAUAAAAAGCCACUGACUUGUAUGUGUCAGAAAGUCUUGAGAGAUAGCAUUGCAUUUGAGGAGGCAUGUUCGUUGUUAAAAGGCAUCCCAGACGAGCAAAAUCGUCGACUAAAAGCGGCAACCUUGGAAAAUUCGCUCUAUCAAUUGGACAGAUGGGUAAAUGACUCCCUGUUGAAGCUGGUCUUUACUGUCUUCGUUGAAAUGAAAGCUGAUCCAGUCCAGAAAUUGAAAGAUUUAUGUGAACGUGGUAGUGCUCAGGAUGAAAUUGACAAACAAACCGAAGGAAUCGAUGGAAUUUAUGAAAAAAUUGUCCAGAUUGGUACUUUUGCAAUGUCGUUCUCAUGGGACUACAAAACUAAAUCAAAUCUGCAAAGUAGUCUCGCAUCGCUUGAAGCUCUUGACUCAUUCCUCAUUCCCGCUAUUUUGUCACACUCGAAAAUUCAUUCUAUCCUCCUGCAGAGUCAUUGGAACGACGAGAUUGGUGUGUUGAUACACAGCAUUCAAAAUAUAAUUGAUACGCAAGCGUUUUGUAGUUGCAUUAUCGACAUAUUCAGUACGUCGAUCAAUUCUUUGACUCAAACAUUUGACAAGGAGAUCGUCCAAAAUCUACUUUUCCAAUGUGACGUACUUAAUCAGCACUUUCAAAUUAACUAUAACGAUCUGGAGCUUGGAACUGAGUCACCCAGAUCGUUGUACUUGAAAGAUUUCCAUCUUAUGAUCAAAGAAUGUAACGCAGCGCUGGUGUUGUGCAAGGAAGAUGAAAAAAAUCGAAUUAUCAAGAGGGUGAAAAUAUUACUCUCCGUUCUGAAGAAAUUUCACUCUACUUUAAAAGCUCAUGAUGAGCCGAAGGAGGCGAAAAAUCUAACAUUCGGUGAGGUGACAAUGCCAGCGACUAAAUUGUCAUUGAACAUAAAGACGAGGACUGAAAGUAUGGAAGUAUUGCGAAGUGACACAGUGCGAACGGAACAUUUUUUCGAAAGUAUGGGUAUUGCAGCGACACCAACCAAAAAACUUCUUUACGAAUCGAAACGAGAAAAAUCCACUGCACGAAAACCAACGAUUUUGGACAGCACUUUUAAGAUCAAGACGAACAGUGAGGAUAUUCAUGAUAAGGAUAAUUCCAAGCCGUUCACACCAUCUAGGAGAAUUCAAAGAAGACCGAGUCUUAGGCGCGUUGCUCUGUUCAAACAACGAUCCAAGGAAAGUGAAGCCAAACAGUAUGAAGAUGCGUACAAUGAUGACACUCUUGAUCUGCAUAUAACAGAUAUUUUGGACCAAAUAACCGAUCUCUCGAACACUUUGUCCUGCAAUCGUAUGUCAUUGGAGCAAAAUUCUGAUUUAGUUUGAGUCUGUGACAAUAAUAUUUUCACAAUAAAUGUUAUUUGGCAGGAGUCGCUAAAAGCUA